UUGAUCAAGAUGUCGCAGCAGGUGCCACCACCGCCGGCGGUGAAGCUCGUCACGGCGUUCGGCAGCCCGUUCGCACACCGCGUGGAGGUGGCGCUGACGCUCAAGGGGGUGCCGUACGAGCUGGUCACGGAAGACCUGGCCAACAAGAGCGAGAUGCUGCUCACGCACAACCCCGUCCACAAGACGGUCCCUGUCCUCCUCCACGGCGACCGUCCGGCCGUCUGCGAGUCCCUCGUCAUCGUCGAGUACGUCGACGAGGCCUUCGAUGGGCCGCGACUCCUACCGGCCGACCCCUACGGCCGCGCCACCGCCCGCUUCUGGGCUCACUUCAUCGACAACAAGUGCUUGAAGCCGCUGUGGCUAUCGAUGUGGACGCACGGCGAGGCGCAGGAGCGAUUCGCGAGGGAGACCAAGGAGAGCCUGGCGAUCCUGGAGGCGCAGCUCGAGGGGAGGAGCUUCUUCGGGGGCGACGCCCUCGGCUUCGUCGACGUCGCCGCGUGCACGCUGGCUCACUGGCUGGACGUGCUGGAGGAGGUGACCGGAGUGCGCCUCGUGACGGACGGCGAGUACCCUGCUCUGCGCCGGUGGGCCAAGGAGUACACCUCCCACCAAGCCGUGAAGCGGUUCCUGCCGGACCGGGACCAGCUCGUCGCCUUCUUCGCCGCGGGCAAGGAGAGGUUCACGUCGAUGGUCAAGGCCGCGGUGCAGCAGUAACUCGAUCGAUCGGUGCACGGUUAAAUACCUACGUUUUCUUCUCGUCGAAUGAUCGAUUUAUUUAUGGAUAGAUUCCAAAAAAAUGCAUGGAUCGUACAACAGCGAGUACAAUAAGGGGCUUAUAGCCUGUUUAUGUAACAUUUAUGCGCUGAGAUAUUUCAAAAGUCGGAUAAUAAAUAGAUGCGUAAGUUUACCUGCA
Messenger RNA from Phragmites australis (common reed), 913 nucleotides. Its product is annotated as glutathione transferase GST 23-like. Gene Ontology annotation, biological process: glutathione metabolic process. Lineage: Eukaryota; Viridiplantae; Streptophyta; Magnoliopsida; Poales; Poaceae. The record is from RefSeq and is a predicted model, not a curated record. Gene Ontology annotation, cellular component: cytoplasm. The transcript has 2 exons. The coding region runs from base 10 to 714 and encodes 234 amino acids. Gene Ontology annotation, molecular function: glutathione transferase activity.